UUAAUCAAAAGAUCAAGAAAUUUAUAACCAUAGGUUUUAUCGGAAACAAUCGGAAGCAUUAUAAUAAUGUGCAAAGAGAGAAGUGCAAACCUCUCAACUGCAGUAUUUAUAAAUGUUAAUAGUUAAACUCUUAUAACUUCUUGGUAGCGAGGAAAGGCGUGCUAUUGUUAAAGGUACAAAUAAUCGAAAGCAUUGUAUAUCAUACUAGCAUGGGACGUAUGUAAUAAAUGAAAUUGCAUGACCUACGCAGGUUGUCCGAACGUAUCGCAACGGCACGCGAGAUCGUUUAUCAGUUGUUAGUUGCUCGCCAAGUGAAGAGUUCAUUAAUGAUAACAUAUAGGACUAGUGCAAGUCAAAUUUAGUCUUUGUAGGUAUUGAACACGUAUAACAUCUUUUUUUCCAGUUCUUUACUAUAAUUGAUCGCAUUCGUUGGCGAAAGAAGACAAUUUUCUGUCGUCUAUUUUAGUAACUAGUUUCCGAGACUCAUUGUGUAAGUGGUUAUUGUUUUAACGAAAGAAAUCGUUUUUCAAUUUUUACGUAAAAUAAAAAACUUAACGUUUAUAGAAGGCAAAUUCAAAAUGAUAUCAGGCAUGAGAAGUUUAAAACAGGCACUGAUGCCUAUCAUAUGGCUUAAUUGUCUAUUUUGCAUGGGAAUAUUCGAAAUACCUGCGAAUCGCCCACGAUUUUUAUUAAGUGCCUUCUACGUCGUCUCGAUGACAAUUGCAUACUUCUCGUUGCUUUAUAAGGGACUUGCCAUGUUUCAGGAAAAGUUCACUUACGACUUAAUUGUAUACUAUUCCGUUUUAAUAAUUAAUAUCUUAGUUGCCACUUUGGCUAUAAUUUUGUUCUGGUGCAAAGCAGAGAAUUUAAAUAGCAUAAUUAAAAGGUUCAGUAUAAUUGACAAUACUAUAGAAGUAUUGGGCAUAAAGAGGGAUUACCAAAGAACUCAUCGCAAUGUUCUAUAUAUUAUGGCUAUAUGGAUAAUAAUCAUGCUGUUAUUGAAUAUCAUGCAUAUAAUAUGGAUGUAUCAAGAUACUAUUUCUCUAGGAUAUUUAGGCAUGUUUUUGACUGAUUUAUGUUUCUGCAUUCCGAUUCUGACAAAUUCAGUAGUAGAUAUCACUUUUGCUUCAUUGAUCAGAUGCCUUCAACUAAAAUUUCAAACUACAAAUGUUUUGAUUAACAAAGUAGUACUUCGUGCAAAUAAAUCAAGUAUCUUUAAGAUCCAUGAUCAACAUACAUCUAUGGCAAUCGUCACAAUAAACUAUGAAAAUCAAAAAGACAAGAUACUACAUCUCAUACAGACGUUGAGACAUACACAUUUAGAAAUUACGAGAAUAGCACAACAAAUUAAUCGUACUUACUGUACGCAACUUUUACUCGAAAUGGCAGUCCAUUUUACUGUAGUAACUGCAUGUAUUUACUGUAUGUAUGGUGCACUUACCGGUCAAUUUCAUGUGAUAGUUCACACUGAAAAACUUAUUGCCAUGAUAGCUUGGGCAUUAAUUUACUCAUUCAAAAUUAUAUUUGUGAACUUUCUUUGUACGAGUGUAUCAGAGGAGGCAUAUAAAACUGGCGAAAUUAUGCAAUCUUUUGAUGGAUUGAACACUGAUGAUGCUAUGAGAGAAGAAAUUACUCAAUUUACACAACAAAUAAUACUUAAUUCCUUAACGUUUACCGCUUCUGGGUUUUUUUCGAUUGAUAAUACUCUUACUGGCAAGUUUUUUGCCACGGUCACGACAUAUGUGGUUAUUCUAAUACAAAUGAACACGCCAUUAUAUGUAGAUGACUAAGAUUGUAGACUAAUGUUACUUAUUGAAUUAAAAACAGUUUAUAAGA
This is a messenger RNA of Camponotus floridanus (Florida carpenter ant), 1836 nucleotides long. RefSeq names its product gustatory receptor 68a-like. NCBI's taxonomy places the organism in Eukaryota, Metazoa, Arthropoda, Insecta, Hymenoptera, Formicidae. The record is from RefSeq and is a predicted model, not a curated record. Bases 579 to 1790 code for a protein of 403 amino acids. The transcript has 8 exons. Gene Ontology annotation, cellular component: axon; membrane; neuronal cell body. Gene Ontology annotation, biological process: sensory perception of taste.